AUGGACAAGUCGUCCGACAGAUACAGUACCCAAGAUAGCGAGACCACACAUCAUUCAGUAGUAGAAGAUGAGGAAACUCCGCCGACUUCAAAUACAGAAAAUCCUCCUCCCUCGCCAACAACAACUGCCAGCUCAGAAGGUUCGCUCGUCCCACCACAACUAGUUACACGUUCGGUCAAAAACGUAAAACUUCCAAACCGUUUGGACUUAUGAGAACGCUAACAACGAUAUUGACCUUUUGACAUUUUCAGUUAGUUUAAGAAAAAUGAACGGUGUUACAUUGCCUUAUUUUCAAAUAGGAUAAUUGUUGUUAUUGUUUCGAAAGUGGAAAUAUAGGAUAGUCGUGUAUAGCUAUAGGCAGCAAUGCAUGCUGGGAACGCGGAUAAAGGGGAGUCGGCCAUACUUGAAAAAGAAACGUUUUGACUUUUGGUUGUUGAUAUUAAAUCUAGACUUUACUACAAAUACUACAAACCACGACAGUUUAUUGCAGAAUAUUACCUACAGUUGACCCACGUUUGAUAUAUCUUUUUCAGGUAGUAUAGAUACUAACCACGACAGGUUAUUGUAGAAUACUACCAACACUGGACUACCACGUUCGAAAUAUCUUUUUCACCUAGUUCACACACAAACUACGGCAGCUUAUCGUAGAAUAAUACUAACUACACUGGACCAGCAUGUAACAUUUAAGAACACCGCCGUUAUGGACAACCCCCAUGCCUAGUUACACUCUUUUAAUUUUGAUAGUGUAAGCAUGGAAAAAAAAUGAAAUGAAAAGAAGGUAUUGUAAGUAACCGGGCAUUUGAAUUAUAUAUGUGUCGAGUAAAUUGAGUGGCAACAGGUUUCACUAAGCAACUAUUGUGCAGCAGAAUAGCAGAUGGUGGUCUUCCUGCAGUGAGAAAUAUAAUGUUAGUUCUUUUCAUUAUAUGUAUAAAUCUUGUUUUUAGUCUCGCAGCCGGUCUUUGCGGAGACGAAUAAAUAAAAUUGAAAGAUGUAGUUUAAUUUUCCUGCUUCUACGAGAGUCAACAUCUGCUGUACUGUGACGCUUACUGAAACUAACUAAUAUGAAACUAACUAACAUAAAAUAAUACCUAAAUAUUUACUUGAUUAUUUUUUCAGAUCUCAUUCAAUGUCCACGCCUGACACCUCCACUUAAUGGUCACGUGAUCAGCUUGAACGAAGGUAGCGACAACGUCAUGAUUUUCUCAUGUGACCUAAGGACGCAGAUGAGUGGCUCAGAGAUUCGAGUGUGCCAGCGCAAUGGAACCUGGACAGGAAGAACAACGCACUGUGAGUAAGAGAGUAAGAUGUUGGUCUGUGACUUACGUUUGAUUCUUUCUAUCCAGUAUAAAUAAAGUUAGUUUAGUUUAAGUUUCCUCCUGUAGUAACACUGCGUCAAUAAGAGAUAACUCUUACUGGACCUGGAAAAGUUUAGAACUGAAAGAGCUAUCCAACAUAAAUAAAGUUAGUUUGGUAUCAGUGCAAUCGUGUAAAAAUAAACUAUUCUUUGAUGGUUGUGUUUUAGGUAUAGGAGAUAUUUUACACAGAGAAGGCUCUAUGAUUCUUAAAGGUCACAACGAGUAUAGAAAAAGUUUGUUAAAUUUUCUUAAACCAGUUCAAACUAGAGUUUAUUCUAAGUGGAAGCUCUGUUACCGAGCCAGUAAGGAUGGAUGGUCAGCGUUCAACUUCCACGGCGCAUGCGGAAACAGGGUGUCGACAGUCACCAUUAUUAAAGUGGGACAGUAUAUAUUUGGCGGUUAUUCAGACAAGUCAUUUGGAGGUGGGUAUUAACUAAUUUAAGCCGUGGACCAUUUUAGAGGUGUCUGUACUAGAGAAGUGUUCCUAAAGAAAAUGCAUAAAGACAACACUGGGAUUUUCCAAGCAAUGAAAAAAGUUCAAAAGACAAUGGAACAUUCAUAUCACGGGAUUUUCAAAACAAUGAAAAGAAAAUGGAACAUAAGUACAUUCCAAACGCUGGAUUAUAACUGGAUGGCAAGCGUCAAGCAAAGCGCUCAUACUAUAGAUGAAUAAACUUAUAUAAUAAAGAAACACAAUUUAAACCAAAACUAAUAAAAACCCUUCCCUUUUUAGUACCAGUACACGAGUAUCACAACCGUUUCAACUACAGAACGAACAGUCGUAACUGUUACCGAAGCUCAAAAGCAUUUAUAUUCUCCCUGAAGAACAAAGACAACCUCCCCCCAUUUCAAAGCCAUCCAUUCCAAAACUAUGCUAAUGCAAUUUGUGCCGAUGCAAGUAAAGGAGCUGAGUUCAGCUAUGGUAUAAAGAUAAGUGAUUUUGCUGGCAGCAACACAGGGUCGAGUAGCUCGCUUGGUUACACAUACAGACCACCGUCUGGUUAUAGUUAUGGUCAGUCACAGACGAAUGCAUUGCUUGCUGGAAGUGCUAGUUUUACCCCUGAUGAGAUUGAAGUCUUUUUUGAAGAAUAA
This is a messenger RNA of Paramuricea clavata, 2447 nucleotides long. NCBI's taxonomy places the organism in Eukaryota, Metazoa, Cnidaria, Anthozoa, Malacalcyonacea, Plexauridae. The record is from the annotation of a GenBank genome assembly.